Ochotona curzoniae (black-lipped pika) is the source of this 2202-nucleotide messenger RNA. RefSeq names its product claudin-22-like. Gene Ontology annotation, molecular function: structural molecule activity. Lineage: Eukaryota; Metazoa; Chordata; Mammalia; Lagomorpha; Ochotonidae. Gene Ontology annotation, biological process: bicellular tight junction assembly; cell adhesion. The transcript has a single exon. The record is from RefSeq and is a predicted model, not a curated record. Bases 705 to 1370 code for a protein of 221 amino acids. Gene Ontology annotation, cellular component: bicellular tight junction; plasma membrane.
AAGGCAGACAUCAUCCUUAUGCAAAAGAAAAAACGUUUUGGUGCAUAUGCACAUGGAUUUAACCAAAAGGCAAACAGAUUGGAUAAACAGACCUAGUGUUUAUCACUGUUGCUUCGUAAGCUACAUUGUGUACGUAGCCUAAGAACUUUGUUAAAACAAACAGGCUUGAUUCAAGGUCUUGAGAGAUUUCUGAUAAGAUCAAUUUAUUUGGUUAAGAAACACUUUUCUUAAAUCUUUUUUUUUUUUUAAAUAUGAUAACAUCCAGUAUCAUCAUAACACUCAUUGAAAUGUGAGAACCAGAACAGAUGAACAGCUGAAAGGUGCAAUUAGCAAGGUAGAAAGCAGGAGGAGUUAAACGAAACCAUCAAUUAAACACUUUUACAUUCAGACUUCAUAAUUCUUUGACCUGUUAGGCAAAAAAUAGAAAAGCCAAUUACACUGUCACAAUGAGGUUUUAGUUCAGGGAUCCACGGCUUCUUACCGCACGGUCCGGCCACACCUUGGGUUGCAGCAUUAUUUCCCUAUCCUUUUCUGAAACCUAUUCAACAUGGAAUCAAACAAUGGCAACUCUGCCAGGAAUCCUCCUGUACACACAAUGAAAAAAAAAAUUUCUGACUCGGCAAGUGAUAACAUAAGUGGCACACUGCUUUCCGCUGAGACCACAGGGCAGGAGUUAGCUUUGUCGGAGCUCGCGGGACUUCACAAUGGCGCUAGCAUUUAGAACUGCAGCACAGUUAGCUGGAAUUUCAUUAUCUCUGCUGGGCUGGAUUCUAUCCUGUCUUACGAACUACCUGCCACACUGGAAGAACCUCAACCUGGACCUGAAUGAGAUGGAAAACUGGACCAUGGGACUCUGGCAAACUUGUGUGAUCCAAGAGGAAGUGGGGAGGCAGUGCAAGGACUUUGAUUCCUUCCUGGCGUUGCCUGCGGAGCUCAGGAUCGCCCGGGUUUGCAUGUUCCUGUCCAACGGGCUGGGCCUCCUGGGUGUGCUGCUGUCGGCCUUGGGCCUGGACUGCCUGCGCAUUGGGGAGACACGGCGCCAUCUUAAGAAGCGACUGCUCCUCCUGGGAGGAGCUCUGCUGUGGACGUCGGGUAUCACGGCCCUGUUCCCGGUGUCGUGGGUGGCCCACGUGACAGUGCGCGAGUUCUGGGAUGAGAGCAUCCCUGAGAUAGUCCCUCGCUGGGAGUUUGGGGAGGCCCUGUUUGUGGGCUGGUUUGCUGGGUUUUCGCUCCUUGUGGGAGGGUGUCUGCUUCACUGUGUGGCCUGCCCAGUGCCAGCUCCUCCAGCCUCGGGCCACUACGCGGUGGCAGAAAUGCAAGAUCAUCAUCAUCAACUGCGGAUGGCAGACUGUGACAACCCGAAAACCUGAGCCAGGAGGCAACACGGGUACCUGUGGCUGGAGGAGACUCGCUCAACAGCUGGGUUGGUAUGGUUCUGUUUUUCUAAAGUGCAUCCCCCACCCCCACGGCUAUGAACUUCUUAAACUAGAAUUUCUUUCUAAGACUGGUAGACCACCUUUACCUUCUUCUCAGAAACCAAAACCAAUCAAGACUUAAACAGCAAUCCGCACUUACUGUGAGUGCAUUUUCCCAAUUCUCGGACAGGCUCAGCCAUUGCCCACAGCUGGUAAAUAAAAUGCUGUUAUCAAUGUGGAUGCAUCUUUGAAGGUAUUGUUCCUACGAUGGUGAAUCAUUUUGGCACCUGGAAGUGCCACCGCUAAUCGUUUACUUCUUUCAGGGGUUUGCAAUCACCUAAUUAGAGAGAAACUAAGGUGUCAUCACAGAUUUGUUUAAAAGGCAUGAUAUGUGAUAUUAUGAACAGACAACUCUCUACUGGCUCUUAGAAAGCUUUGUAGGUGAAAGACUUGGGAGCCAACAUUCCAGUUGCAGUGUGACGUCCUGGGGCCCCUAUGCAGCCUCUCCAGAGGCCAGUCCCAGUCACUCCCGCCUUCCAGCACAAGAGGGCGAUCUUGCAUUCUGGAAAUGCAAGACUACCCCCCUCACACGCAAUGCACCUGAAGGCCCACACCCCUGGGCCCCCUGGAAAGGGGCACGGUGGUCAGCACUGGCGUUCGUGGGCACAGGGGACUCCUGGGAUUGCUGCCAAGCUAGCAGUCCCUUGAACGUGGUGAGCACUCGGAAGCUCUUUGUCUCAUUUACACAGUAAGAAUACUUCAUGUUUUAAAAUCAGCGACACAGUCU